Messenger RNA from Peromyscus eremicus (cactus mouse), 2129 nucleotides. It is a transcript of the gene Tirap, whose product is annotated as TIR domain containing adaptor protein. The record is from RefSeq and is a predicted model, not a curated record. Gene Ontology annotation, biological process: signal transduction. The transcript is spliced from 6 exons. Lineage: Eukaryota; Metazoa; Chordata; Mammalia; Rodentia; Cricetidae. Bases 354 to 1094 code for a protein of 246 amino acids.
GGAGGGCGGCUGGUGCGGGCAGGAGGGCGGCGACCUAGGAGCUUCCGGAAGCCGGGGAGCGGGCACUUCCCGGGCGAGCCUGCAGCCCGCAGCGCGGGGUCGCGCAGACUUUAAGAAACAAUACAUAACAAACAUAUGGAAAAGUGCACAGAUCCUGAGUCCUGCCAAACCGCUUUUCACAGGCUUGCUUGUGGAACCUGCAUCCAGAACAAUCCCAAACGCACUCCUGGCCAAGUGAAGCAGAGAACAGUCACUCUACCAAGUUUGUACCUUGAUGGCUGUUCCAUGGCUCUGUCCCCUCCUGCCGCUCCCCCGAUGCCUGCUCUCCCAGGGUUAGUUUGGAGGCCUGCGCUAUGGCUUCAUCAUCCUCUGUCCCAGCCUCUCCUGCUCAGUCCAAGAAGCCUCGAGACAAGAUAGCUGACUGGCUCAGGCAGACUCUGUUGAAGAAGCCCAAGAAGAUGCCGAUCUCCCGGGAAAGCCACCCCAGUGAUGGUUCACAGACAGCCCCACAGGACGGUCUCCCAUCCCCAAGCCGCAGCUCACCCCCUAGCUGCAGCUCACACCCGAGCUGCAGCUCACCUCCUAGCCACAGCUCACACCAGAGCCGCAGCUCAGGAUUGUCUCCUACCCUGCAACCAACACACAUGGACCCCAGCAGCAGCAGUGGCCGCUGGAGCAAAGACUAUGAUGUCUGCGUAUGCCACAGUGAGGAGGACCUGGAAGCCGCCCAGGAGUUGGUCUCCUACUUGGAGAGUAGCAAGGCCAGCCUGCGCUGCUUCCUGCAGCUUCGGGAUGCAACUCCAGGUGGCGCCAUUGUUUCUGAGCUAUGCCAGGCCCUGAGUAGUAGUCACUGCCGCGUGCUACUCAUCACCCCAGGCUUCCUUCGGGACCCCUGGUGCAAGUACCAGAUGCUGCAGGCCCUGACGGAGGCCCCGGGGGCGGAGGGUUGCACCAUCCCCCUGCUAUCCGGCCUGACCAGAGCCGCCUACCCGCCGGAACUUCGAUUCAUGUACUAUGUGGACGGCAGAGGCCAGGAUGGUGGCUUUUACCAAGUCAAGGAGGCUGUCGUACGCUAUCUGGAAACACUAAGUUGACACUGAAGUUGUCACGAGAAAAGCCGGAAAUAGCUCACACCAGAUGCUGGAUUCCAGUAGCUAUGGCAGGAGGCUUCAGGAGCCAGAGCCAGCUGCACUCUGUACAGGACACAGGAUCAGAUUGCCACCAGCUUCCAUUACUGUGGGCUCCAAAAGAAGGCCAGGCAGAAGAUGGGGACCUCCCCCAAGGAGACCAGGAGGAAGACGGGGACUCCCCAAGAAGGGCAGGAGAAAGCCAGGGACUCCCCCAGGAAGGCAACGAGGAAGUCAUUGAGUUGUCAAGAAACUGUGAUAUCAGGAGGGUCAGCAGUAUCUUGUCUGCUGCUUCACUGGACAGGAAGCUGACACAUAGCUGUCUUCUUCCCCCCAGAAUCAGGCACUGGGGUAAACAGGUACCAUUCUUCAAGAGGGAUGAGCCUGAUUGAUGAGCUAGAAGUCAAUGCUCUUCCCAGUUGCCUAGGGAAGCUGGGAAGAGGUGGCAGGUAUCAGGUCCUUCCCACACACUCACACUACUGUAGCUCCUUCCCAGAGACGUCAGCCCACUUCACAAAGCCGGAAGAGAGGCACAUCCAGCUUCACACUGGAUUUCACUUACUGACAAACGUCAUUUGAAAUGCAAACCCAGCCGGGCAGUGCUUCUACCCUAGCAGGGUGCAGUGCUCAGCUUGUUCACCUGGACCCUGUGACACAUAGGACCACCUCAGACAUCGCUAGAGCCCAUGCUGCAUAGCACCUGUCUUUAUGUUGAACUGGCAGGAACCAGUGUGUACUCCCAGGGAGGAGCAAGGUGUCACCUAUAUUCUCAAUAAGAACAGAAACAUGGUCAACGGCCAUUGUCUCCCCUGGUGUGUACCUGGAGCCUCUUCCUUUUACCAUGUCCCCUUACUGAAAACCAAUUAUUUUUAAAUUAUGAUUUUUUUGGUUACAUACAAAAUAUUCUAAAGGAUACGGUACCAUACUCAUGCACCUACCACCUUAAUAUAUAAAAUACAAUAAGAACUUUGCCGGGCGGUGGUGGUGCACGCCUUUAAUCCC